Molecule: messenger RNA, 1104 nt
Organism: Paramecium tetraurelia
Lineage: Eukaryota; Ciliophora; Oligohymenophorea; Peniculida; Parameciidae
Exons: 4
Source: RefSeq, a predicted model, not a curated record
AUGCAACAAGUGGCUCCAGAAGUGCAAACUAUUUUUGAAGAAUUACUUAAACCAGUUUUAGAGAGAAUUGAAGUUUUAAAAGAAAAAGAUCAAUCAAAUGAGUUACAAAUCAAAAAUCUAUUUGACCAAAUGAGCGAAUUGAAAACUAUAAUAGGAAACCUAAAACCCAUUAAGGUGGAAGAAAAGAAAGUUGUCAAAUAAGAUCCUAAAAAGGAUAAUCAAUAAAAUAAUGGAUAAGAGGCAAAAAAGAUCGACCGACCAUCUACUGCUGCAGUUACAAAAAACUCUGUUCCUGUAAAAGGAAAGGAUCCAAAAGCUACAACAGCUCCAAAACCUUUAAGUCAGAGCACAAUUGUUGAAAAGACAACAGCACCUAUUGAUAUUGAAAAAAACUAACCAAAAUCUCCGAAAGAGGGAAAUCAAAAUAAAACAAAAUAAUAGUAGCAAACCUAAUAAUAGCCACCCUAACCUAAACCUAAAUCAAUUGUCCAACCAUAAUAAAAAUAAUUAUAACAUAUUAAAGAAACCAAAGAAACUAAAGAAACUAAAGAACAACCAAUCAAAUAGGCACCUUAAUAAAAAGAUGAAAAAAAGGUUGAAAAAUAACCACCUAAACCUAAAACUGCUUAGCCAACCACCUAACCAAUUUAAGUCGAAAAAAAGGAGGAUAAAAAAGACACUAAAAAGACAGAUACAAAAAAUACUUAAAAAAAUAACACUAAAUAACCUGAGCAGAAAGUAGCAGAAAAGAAAUCUGAUGAUAAAAAGAUUGUAAAGAAAGGGAAAUUACUUGAAGAAACUUAACUAAAAAAUGAACAAUAAACUGAUGAAUAAUUUUAACAAUAAUAACAAAAUGUACCUAAGACUUAGGAUAACAGUGAAUAGAAAUAAUAAGACGAUUAACUAUAAAAGUAAACAGUUGAAUAAGAAGAAAUUUAAGAGACUUAAACAGUAGUUCCUGCAAUUGAGAAUUUCGAAGUCGAAGAAUAAGCAGUAAAAUAAUUAUCAGAAGAUUAAGACUAAUUGACGUAGAACCAAUAAGCCUUAGAAGUCAAUGAAAAUUAACCAGAAAAACUUGAAAAUCAAUAAUAAGAAGUAGUUUGA